AUGUCUAAGAGAGGUCGUGGCGGUGCCGCCGGCAACAAGCUGAAGAUGACACUCGGUCUGCCCUGUGGCGCCGUGCUGAACUGCUGCGAUAACUCCGGUGCUCGCAACCUGUACAUCAUCUCCGUCAAGGGUAUCGGUGCCCGCCUGAACCGUCUCCCCGCUGCCGGUGUCGGAGACAUGGUCAUGGCCACCGUCAAGAAGGGAAAGCCCGAGCUCCGCAAGAAGGUUAUGCCCGCUGUCGUUGUCCGCCAGAGCAAGCCCUGGCGCCGCCCCGACGGUAUCUACCUGUACUUCGAGGACAACGCAGGUGUUAUCGUCAACGCCAAGGGUGAGAUGAAGGGUUCCGCCAUCACUGGUCCCGUCGGAAAGGAGGCUGCUGAGCUUUGGCCCCGUAUUGCCUCCAACUCCGGUGUCGUCAUGUAA
Penicillium brevicompactum is the source of this 423-nucleotide messenger RNA. Its product is annotated as 60S ribosomal protein uL14. The record is from RefSeq and is a predicted model, not a curated record. NCBI's taxonomy places the organism in Eukaryota, Fungi, Ascomycota, Eurotiomycetes, Eurotiales, Aspergillaceae. Bases 1 to 423 code for a protein of 140 amino acids. Gene Ontology annotation, molecular function: large ribosomal subunit rRNA binding; structural constituent of ribosome. Gene Ontology annotation, cellular component: cytosolic large ribosomal subunit; ribosome. Gene Ontology annotation, biological process: translation. The transcript is spliced from 4 exons.